This is a messenger RNA of Tachyglossus aculeatus (Australian echidna), 2139 nucleotides long. RefSeq names its product vertebrae development associated (gene VRTN). The record is from RefSeq and is a predicted model, not a curated record. Gene Ontology annotation, cellular component: chromatin. Gene Ontology annotation, biological process: regulation of transcription by RNA polymerase II. Lineage: Eukaryota; Metazoa; Chordata; Mammalia; Monotremata; Tachyglossidae. The coding region runs from base 195 to 1904 and encodes 569 amino acids. The transcript has 3 exons.
GGCUCCCCCCGCUCCCCCCAUCGCCAUCUAACCCUCCAGGCCCGGGAGCCACCGCGGAGGGGACCCGAGACAGAUCCCGGCAGCCUUUCCCGGUUUCGGCCCUCCCCGGAAUGCCGUCGGGAUCCCGGUAAGCGCUCACCACGUGCCGAGCGCCGGGCCGGAGAGAGCCCGCGCCCGUUUUCCCGACGAGCAGGAUGACCCCCCGCCAGCAGCUGGUCCACUCGGUGCUGAAGGAGCUGCAGGAGGCGGCGGAGUGCCCGGGCCCGGAGGGCCUGACCAGCGCGGCGCUGGAGGCGGAGCGGACCCUGUCGUCCUUCUCCCUGCCCGGCUGCCGGCGGGGCGGCCCGCUGGCCCGGGAGGUGGAGGUGGACGCGGCGGCCCGCAGCCUGUACCCGGAGGACGCCCCCCGCCACAUGCUGCCCCUGGCCGGGCGCGGGCCGGGCAGCCGCCUGUUCGAGGCGGCCAGCCUGCUGCUGUGGGGCAGCCCCCGGCUGAGCCCCGAGCUGCGGGCCCGCACCGUGGUGGAGAUGGUCGUGCACAAGCGCUACUACCUGCGGGGCAUGAUCGACUCCAAGGUGAUGCUGCAGGCCGCCCGCUACUCCCUCUGCUCGGAGGAGUGCCCGGAGAUGAGCGGCCUGGCCCCGGCCACGCUGGAGGCCAUCUUCGACGUGGACGCCCAGGCCAGCUGCUUCCCGGGCAGCUUCAGCAACGUGUGGCACCUGUACGCGCUGGCCUCCGUGCUGCAGCGCAACAUCUACUCCAUCUACCCCAUGCACAACCUGAAGAUCCGGCCCUACUUCCACCGGCUCAUCCGGCCCCGCCGCUGCGACCGCUGCCCGGCCACGCUGCACAUCAUGUGGGCCGGCCAGCUGCUGCCCGGCGGCCGGGCCUUCCGGCCCCAGUACUUCGCCGCCGUGGUGGGCCUGGAGGAGGUGGGACCCCCCGCGCCGCCCCCGCCCCGCGACCCCCUCCUGGCCUCCGCCCGGCGGCCCGGGGUCACCCGCAGCACCUUCUACCGCUGGAAGCGCCAGUCGCGGGAGCAUCGGCAGCGGGCGGCCGCCCGCUUCGCGGCCAAGCGCUUCCUGCAGUCCUGCUUCCGCGACGGGCACGGGCUGCCCCUGCGGCGCUUCCGCCAGCUGUUCCCCGACAUCUCCCGCUCCACCUACUACGCCUGGAAGCACGAGCUGCGGGGCGGCGGCGGGGGCGAGGCGGCACCACCGCCGCCGGCGCCGGGGGACCGCGAGGCGCCCGCCGCGCCCGCCGCCCUCUUCAUGCAGGGCGCCAAGACCUACCUGCAGCGCUGCAUCUCCAUGAACGCCCUGGUGCCCUACCGCUGCUUCAAGCGCCGCUUCCCCGGCAUCUCUCGCUCCACCUACUACAACUGGCGCCGCAAGGCCCUCGACGGCAACCCCGGCCCGCCGCCCCCGCCGCCCCCGCCGCCCCCGCCUCCGCCGCGGCCGCCCCCCCGGGCCGCCCCGCCGCGGGCCGGGCCCUCCCUGUCCGGCCGGCGGCGGCGGAUGCGCCGGGCCGCCCGCGGCCUGGUCCAGCGGGGGCGGCUCCCCUUCUGCCGCUUCCGCCUGCGCUACCCGGCCCUGUCGCCCACCUCCUUCUGGCUCUGGAAGGGCCGGGCCCGGCCCCGGGGACCCCCCGCCGCCCCCGCCGCCGCCGCCGGCCCCCCGAUUCCCGCGGCCCGUCCGGGCCCGGAGGGCCGCGUGUUCGUCCUGGACGUCAUCGCCACGGCCCAGUUCAAGGCCCAGGCCAAGCUGUUCCUGCAGCGGCGCUUCGAAUCCAAGACCUUCCCGUCCUACAAGGAGUUCAGGGCCUGCUUCCCCCUGACCGCCCGCUCCACCUACUACAUGUGGAAGCGAGCCCUCCACGACGGCCUCUCCCUCGUGGACGCCUGAAGCCGGCGGGGCCGGUUGGGAUCCGGGACCAUCCGCCGGCUCCCCGAAGAGGAAGGGGAUCUCCGGCUCGGAGCGGCCGGGUUGCCGGGAAGCCGGAAUCGCGGCCUCCGGGAAGCGGCCCCUCCGCCCGGGGCGGGGGCGACGGUGGCCGAGGGCACCUCUCCGCCCCGGCCCCCCCCGCCGGGCGGGUGACGAGAGGGGACGUGUCCCCCUCGAAGCAAUAAAGAGAGUUUUC